ACGGCAGUACCGACGGAAGCGGUGCUGAGGCAUCUGAGGCAGCACUUUGUCAAGGAGCGCCUGAUUGGCUAACGGGACUCUGCAAUGGUUAUCUGGGUCCUACUGAGUACAAGCUGCUUUCCUGUUGGCAUGAACACUUCUUACUGUCUUUUUUCCAAAGAACUCUUUCAAAAUAUUGAAAACAAUCUAACCACUUUUCCUUGUAAUCUUAGCCAAGUGGAGCAAGUGCAAUGAAACCUUUAUGGGAUAAUUAUAUGCCUGUGUAAUUAUAAUGUUUAUGAGUCCAAGUUUGCUAAACUGAAACAUAAAAGUGAGACUGCAAACUCAUUCUGUUUCUUACCUGGUCAUUUAAAGUAUGAUAAUGUUUUUGAAAAAAUCAUGUUUGAACACCUUAGGUCUAAACCAGCUUGACAUCUUAACAAAUGGAAAGGAAAUUGGUAUAAAGCAUUGCUAAAGGCAUCACCUUGUUCUGCAGUAUUUUCCAGAACAACCUAAUAUGACUCAUAAAAUAAAUUUGUUGUAAUAAUUCACCAUAAUAAUACUAUAAUGACUGUACAAAUAAUAGAGUUACAUUAAUGUCGGAGAACCUGAAAAAAGCUUUUAAAAGUGACAUCAUCUCAUCAUUCAAUGGGAAAUAAAUAUACCAAUUUCAGGGUUAACAAGUAAGUCAUUGUUGCCCCAAACAGUCUCCUGUAAAGCAGAGUAUUUAAAAGAUAACCUCAAGGGCUUUGGUGUGUUCAGGGCAGCAAUAUUCUUAGAGUUAGCUUGCAGUGACCAGACGUUCUAGAAUGAAUCAAUGGGAAUAAAUACCAAUUAUGUGUUUAUUAGAAAGAAUUAAAUUGAUCAAGUAAUGGUAAUUCCCAGUCUAUCAGCUCUGAGUGAUGAUGCUACAUGUUAUUUUUUUACAGGUGCUUUAGGCCGUGUCCAAAGCCAUCAGAGUGUAUGGCAAAGGCAAUAUGGAGUAGUAAGACAGAUUUAGACUGGCUUAGUAACCCAAGCUUCUCUGCAGAAGAUGCACUGUUACUGCACCAGCGCACUACAGAAGCUGCCAAUCUCAUUCCUGAAAAAUCACCGUUAAUAAGGACUUCUUCAAGAUCUGAGUUGUCAGAGAAGAGUGAUACUGAUGAGAGUUUGAAACAGACAGGUAAGAAAAGAAAAAAGAAAAAGAAGCAUCAUCAUCACAGUAAGAAGACAAAAAAGAAAACCAAAGGGGAUUCCAGUAGCAGUGAAUCGGAUGUGGACACUAAGCACGUCAAGGACAAAGGAAGUGGCAAAAGUAGUGGAAAGGAAGCAGCAGCAAGUCUAGGUAAGAAAGCAUCAAAUGUUACCAGCAGUCGCUCUAUUUGGCUGGAUGAUAUCCAGGCCCCCACAGCAGACACCUUCCGGAUAGACAAAAAGCCAGACCCUGCAAACUGGGCCUACAAAUCCUUGUAUCGCGGGGACAUUGCAAGGUAUAAAAGGAAAGGAGAGUCCUGUCUUGGCAUAGAUGCAAAGAAACAGUGUAUAACUUGGGAGAGUUCUGCAUCAAAAAGGAAGCAAGGACAGAGUCGACCUGAACGCUACUUUACAAAGAACAAUGUGAAGAUGCUGAACACAGAUGGGAUUCUUGUUUGUAAUAAAAAUUCUCCAUCUGAUCCACCUGCUUUUAUACCAGUUUCUCAAGUGGAAACUGAUGACUCUUCUGAUGCAACAGAAGUAAAUCCUCUUGGGAUUUAUGAUACAUCAACCACAGUGUGGCUACAAGGAAAAGGGUGCAAGAGUGCAGAUAAUGAGUCUGUAAAUACACAGCAAACAAUUCAAGAGCCUGGGAUAAACAUGAACUCUAUUUUAAUGACAAAAGUGGAAGAAUAUAACAAGAAAGUCAGAGAAAACCCAAGAGAUAUUAAUGCUUGGAUGGAAUUUAUUUCCUUUCAGGAUGAAUUAAUGAGAGGACCUGGCCCUUAUGCCAGUAAGGGAGAACAGGAAUCAAAGAGAAAAUCACUCAAGUUAAUCUUGGAAAAGAAACUGGCCAUUUUAGAGAAAGCAAUUGAAAGCAAUCCAAGUAAUGUUGAUCUGAAACUCGCCAGGCUGAAGCUUUGUGCGGAAUUCUGGGAGCCACCAGCUUUGAUCAAAGAAUGGCAGAAGCUAAUUUUUUUACAUCCCAAUAAUCCAGAGAUGUGGAAGAAAUACCUUCUGUUCUGCCAAAGUCAGUUCACUACUUUUUCCGUUUCAAAGAUCAACAGUCUCUAUGGAAAAUGUUUGACAACACUGGCAGCUGUACAGGAUGGCAGCAUGGUAUCCCAUCCUCUGCUGCCUGGCACAGAAGAAGCCAUGCUGGCUAUAUUUAUUCAGCAAUGCCACUUUCUGAGACAGGCUGGCCAUUCUGAGAAGGCAGUGUCUUUGUUUCAGGCUCUGAUUGACUUCACCUUCUUUAAACCUGACAGUGUAAAAGAUCUGCCAACAAGGGGACAGGUGGAAUUUUUUGAACCCUUUUGGGAUAGUGGAGAACCACGAAUUGGAGAAAAAGGAGCAAGAGGCUGGAAAGCAUGGAUGCACCAACAAGAAAAGGGUGGCUGGGUUGUUAAGCCUGAUGAUGAGGAUGAUGAAGAGAUAGAUGAGGAUGAAGAAAUAAAAGAUAAAACUCUUCCCAAAUGGCGUAUUUGGUUGGAUAUUGAAUAUUCCCGUGAGGCAAGGCACUGGUUACCUUGGAGGCCAGACAAAACCAAAAAGGAAACUGAAGAAGAUUGUGAAGAUCCAGAAAGACAGGUGUUAUUUGAUGAUCUUGGACCAUCUUUAAUCCGUCUUUCUAAUCCAAAACUUCAACAUCAACUACUGUACUCUUUUUUGCAAUUCCUGGGAGUUCCAUGUACAAGUAAACUCUUUCCUUCCAGUCUCUAUAUUGCCAUGGAUGAAAAUAACAUCUUUGACAGUGUGCUUUAUGAUGAUAAACCGCUGACUUCUGUUGAUUUUCCACUUUCUGGAUUCAACAGUAUUGGUCACAUGGAUACGAUGUCACGAGGCAGACAUCAGAUAGGCCACUAUAAAGAAGGAGAGGAGUUCAUACAGAAUGUCUUCCAUGUUCUGUCCCAGAUAUUUACAGGAAAGGAAAAAUCUAACCUGGCCAUUUGUUGGCUACAAUAUGAAAUAUCAAAGGUAAUUCAGUGUCUCCAAGCAAAAAAGAAAAAGAAGCUAAAAGCACAAGGGAGGAAGAGUAAAAAGUUGGCCAAGAAUUUCCUUAAAGCAGCUGACAACCGAAACAACCUUUCUCUCUGGAAACUCUAUGCCUACCUAGAAUGGCUGCUUGGUAACACAGAUGAUUCCAGGAAGGUGUUUGACACAGCUCUUAGCACAGCAGGGACAGGAGGAUUGAGGAGUGCCCAGCUCUGCAGCCUCAGCCUGCUUUAUGCUCAGCUGGAAGUAGAACUGCUAGAAAGCAUAGAAGGAGCUGUUAUGUCACGUGCUGUUCAUAUAUUGACCAAACUGACUGAAAAUGGACCAUAUGUGCCCUACAGUGGCCAAGUGUUACCUGUGAAUGUCCUGAAAGCUCGUAAAACAUAUGAGCACGCACUGCAGGAUUAUUUAAGCAGAACACCAGUUUCUGAUCAGGAUCAGGUCAAUGAUACUGAUCAGCUGGUUAACCUGGUUGGUUGUUACGCACUGUUCCAGUAUCUGACUGUUGGGAUUGAUGCUGCAGUAUUAAUAUAUACACAGGCUUCAGAAAAACUUGAAGUUUCUGGUUCACAGAAAUGUGAAAAUACUGGAGAGAAUUCUGGCAUUCUAAAUUUUCCCACUGCUCUUGAAGCUGUCACACUGCUGCAUACAAAUUUACUGAGAUUCCAUAUGAAAAUUAGUGUUUAUCCUUUGAAUCCCCUGCGAGAGGCACUAACGGAGGCUCUGAAACGGUAUCCUAGCAACCAAUCUCUUUGGAGGUCAUACAUCCACAUCCAAAGGAAGUCUCACAGUGCGAGCAAAGCACGAAGAUUUUUUGAUAGUGUCACAAGGUCUACUAACUCCUUAGAGCCGUGGCUGUUUGCAAUCCAAGCAGAGCAGAUGAGAAAAAAACUCACAGAGAAGGUCCAGAGGGCAGAUGUUGGUGAAAUACAUUGUACUAUUCCUGAAACUGGAUUAACAAAUCGGAUUGUAGCUCUAUUUGAACAUGCAGUUCAGAGUGAAAAUGGUACCCAUUGUCCGCUGCUAUGGAGAAUGUAUUUGAACUUUGUGGCUUCACUAGGAAAAAAAGAAAAAAGUAAAGGAUUGUUUUAUAAAGCCCUUCAAAACUGUCCUUGGGCAAAGGUACUCUAUAUGGAUGCAGUAGAGUAUUUCCCCAAUGAUCUGCAAGAGACGCUCGAUCUAAUGACUGAAAAAGAACUGAGGGUGCGGGUACCUAUGGAAGAGCUGGAUCUACUACUAGAGAUUUAAAAGAAAACUGUAGCAGGGUGGGUGAAGUACAGAAGCUGCUUCCAAAGCUAACAAUUAGAUCCAUGUCUUUUCAUACAGGAACUCUGUUGGGACUUGGGUACUAUGUACUUGAUAUAUUUUGUUAUUAAAUGUUUUAUAUAAAUUCCUGUCAAAAUGGAGUUCUACUAUCUGCAAAUAUUCUGGAAUCAAGGACUGCAUUUUGUUGACAACAAUGGAUCCAUUUCUCUGAAGUAUUGCUGGCUCCCACAGAAGGAUACCCUCUUUAAAUAGCCUCCUGUUGGAAGUUGCCUGCACUUCUUAUUCUGUUGUUUGAAAUUACAUUCCCUAGGGUUCAGUAGAGGUUCAGUACAUGCCAACUAUGGCUUGGUGAGCAGCAUAGGAAAUAAACAUCUGCCAAAUGGAUGCUCCACUGUCCUCCACUUGGCAGACUUCAGUAAUUUCCUUCAAUGUGGUAUGCCUGUGUAUAUGUAACUGCCAAGUCAAACAGCCAUUACAUCUGUACAUAUACUGUGAAUAAAAGCUAAAUUUUUGUUUGAGUAGGCACCUGUUUUGGUAUGCUUUGACAGAUGACUGUUUUAAUAUAAAUAUUUCUGGAAAAUACCUGAAUAUUUGACAAUUCAAAAGUAACUUGUUUUAUUUAUUGAUUUAAUAGAACUCUUGAGUGUAUUAAAAAUUAAAGAGAAGUAGAGGUUUGAUCUGUAUCUGAUUCUCAUCAAGAAGGCAUAGUCUUCUAUGAUUAUUUAAAAAGUGGCUUAUAUUCCAAGAGACAUUUAGCAAACUCCUAGAGAAGUAAUAUGAAAUAUGGUAACAAUUUAAAGAUACAGUUAUGUUACCUAUUUAUUUUGUAAAACAGAACAUGCUGAAAUAUGGAAAGAAUUAUUUAGCAUCCCUGCUCUUGAGACCCAAGGCCUUAGAAACUGGAUUUUCAUCUGAAGCAAGUAUACCUGUAGCCACAGAAUACCCAAAACUGCUUCAGACAUUUUUCAUGAGAAAACUAAUUGUCACUAGCAGCACUAAAGCAAUUGGGAUCAUCCAGCUGGUGAGAUCCUAUUACACAUGAAACUAUGUCUGGACCAAGAUGUACAACUUCUAGCUCAGGUCUGCCACCAUGGUACAAGAUAGAAUGCACUUUAGUUCAGGUUGCAUUUCAUUUAUUCCUUUCUAAAAUGAUUUUAAAUAUUGCAGGAAAUAGCUAUAAUUUUAAAUGGCAUUACAGCACUUUUCAAGAGCCUUAUAAUACUGAUGUAGUUGCAAGUGAUGCUGGUUUGGCUGUAUCAAUUUGUCUUUGUGAAAAAUAUAGUUUAUUUUUUAAAUCUUUACUGUCUACAAAAGUGACAGAGCUCCUGAAUUGGAGGUAGAAGUUACUCUGUACCAUAAACAGUAACAUGACAAAUUAUGCCCAUGUUUGUUAAUGCUUUCCCAUCUCACAGCAGAAUGCCUUUUCCUCUAAAGACCUGAAAGGGCCAUGGGGAGGGGAGAAGCUUGAUUGUGCCUCCUGCUUAGAGUUACAGAGGAACCCAGGUUGAGAAGGGCCUGGAAAGAUCAUCUAGUCCAGCCUUGUGUGGGACAGGGAGCCUAGAUGCGAUUAACAAGCUCUCUCUGCAGUCACAUUUGAAAACUUCCAGUGAUGGCAGCUAUGACUUCUGUAUCUGUCUCUUUUCUUCCGUGCAUCCUGUCCUAAGUCCUUUCCUUUGCAGUUUAUCCCAAAGCAGCACUUGGGCUGCUGCUUCCUUGCUUUUGAUGGUCAGAGGCUUCCUGGAGCAAGUCCUGCCUUUUAAUUCAGACCCCAUUAGCUUUACUGUCCUUGUGGGGAAUUACUUGCUGUUCACUUUCUCUUGAUAUUUAUUACUUCUGUCUUGAUCGCCAAGUUCAGAAACUCUGGCAAAAGUGGCAGCAGUUAAAUUCUGCUGCAAAAGCUCAAAACUGAAUUUUCAAACGUGUGUUUUUCAGUUCCUGUGGUGGCAGACAGGGUACUGGAACCGAGUCCUUGGGUUCAUUUAAUGCAAUGCAGCUGUUCUUCAGGGAGCUGAACCCAUCUCUUUGUGGCUGUUGCUUUGAGCCAGCAGUAACAGCCAUGUCCCAAAUAAAAAGUGCCUUGCUUGCCACACAUGUCAUAAAGCGCUUCAGCCCCUCAAGCAACAGUGAGAUCAACUGCCAUGAUUAGAAAGUGCUAAAAAUCCCUAGCUUUUUAUGACCUUUCCAAGGAGACAGAUCUCCUAAGGUUUAUAAGAAUGGGUAAUAAAACUUGUUUUUCUAGCUCCAGAUGAAAAACAAUUCUAUUUUAGGAUUUCUGUCAUCCAGAUUAAACAAAGGACUCCAUUCAUCUGUAGGGUUCAUUUUUAACAAUGAGCCACAUAAUUUUUACAUAGAAAAAUAGAAUCUCUUGGCCCUGCUGCUGCCAUUGUUGUUGCAGCACCGACAGUGAGCAAAGGCCUGGCUCUGGUGUAAUUCUCCACCGUCUGUUACUGGCCUGCAUUUGCUCCCACAGAAAGGUCCCAGAAAAAAAGACUGCACAUUGCAUAACUGGUUUGUAUGUGGAACUUUUAUAUAAACCUUAAAGAUCACGUGUACAACAUUUGGAAAUUAAUUACUUAGAACUUAACAAGCCCUUCUCAGAAGCAUACUACACAGGAUAAUUCAUAAGCGGUAUAUGCAUGGCUACAACUGAGCCAACGCACACACAGCCCCUGUGGGAAUGGAGCAGUAACAACAGAACUGUGUAGAGGGGAAGAAGUCAGGGUUCUGCUGCAGAACACCAAGCAUGGGACCAUGUAGUUAGAAUUCCAGACCCUGCACCUCUAGCACUGGGGCUGGUGCCUGAUGAGUGUGCAUAUCCUGCCAUGGGCAGCAUGAGGCCCUUGAACCUGUAACUACUGUGUUGGUUCUUUUCAGAGACAUUCUCUAGCUUGGAUGUUUAUCUAAUGAACUGAAACCCAUUUAGGAAAACAAAUUUAUAAACUAAUCCAAACAUGUUUAGAUGUUUAAGAUAAGAUUACUAAGUGCUAGAGAUGGGUACCAAAAGUGUAUCUCAGUGUUACUCAGGGUUGCAUAUUUGUAACUGAUUUUCUUGUAUAAAUGACUGAUGACACAGGUUGCUCAAAAGUGACACUAGUCCUAGUAAGCACCCAAAAAAGAUAUAAGAA
Molecule: messenger RNA, 7541 nt
Organism: Catharus ustulatus (Swainson's thrush)
Lineage: Eukaryota; Metazoa; Chordata; Aves; Passeriformes; Turdidae
Gene: NRDE2
Product: NRDE-2, necessary for RNA interference, domain containing
Exons: 15
Coding region: 892-4398 (1168 amino acids)
Biological process (GO): negative regulation of RNA catabolic process; regulatory ncRNA-mediated post-transcriptional gene silencing
Cellular component (GO): catalytic step 2 spliceosome
Molecular function (GO): protein binding
Source: RefSeq, a predicted model, not a curated record